AAUUCUUUGUUUGUCGCAACGUCGCGAUUUUCCCGUGUUUUUUAUUAAACUUUUGUCGUGUGAUUUAUCCUGUUUUUUUUAGAACUUGGUCCAUUUGCUUGCCAUGAUUAAUUCAUUCGUAGAUUUCUAGUAGAGAGUACAAAUUUCAUAAUGGUAUUUUCUCACCUGAUAGAAAAAUUAAAGAUAGGGAAGCGAUUCGUGCUGCUGGAUUUAGUUGUUCACCCAGAUGAAGGUCAAAAUGUGGAGUCAGCCGGUUCCCAUAAUAAGGGCCUGUCCCGAGAGUGUUGGCAUCUGAUUUACCAGAGGUUAGGGGAAAUUUGCCGGAAGCAUUUUGGCGAAAUCGGUUCAGACGGUGUCCGAUCUCGUGGGGUGGUUCUUCCUCUGGACCAGGCGUUUGAAUUCCGGCUAGAUCCGCGACCAACCAUCCGGGUGUCGUAUGAAUUUCGCGAUUCCAACCAACGCGAUGUUAUCAAUGGUAUCUUUACCGAAAAUGACCGGAAGCUCCAUAAGCACUGCUUGUAUGUUCAGAUCUGGGACGAUUCCCGCAAGGUAUAUGAGGACCUGAAAGAAAGUCAGAUGACGGUAGAAAGACUGCAACGUGAAAACCAAAGACUGCGAACAGUUCCGGAAGCUAGCCAAGAGUACACACCCACACCGUUAGGCGAUUCUUCGGGUGAUGCAGAUCAUCCGGAAUACAUUCCUACCACGCUCAAUGGAACAUCUCCGCAACAGCCCAGCUACAAAGCUGCUAAGAUCGAUAGUCUGAAUAGAUCCGCCAAAAAAGUGCCCAAGAUAGAUCAAUACACUCCGAUUUCCAGCCAAGAUAGCGUCGCUGGUUCUGGGGAUAACAUUGAGUACACUCCUACCGUUUGCAAAAGUGAAAAAAAUCCGGCUAUUGCUCUACAGGAUGGAGAAGAUAGAAUAGAGACUAAUCAAGCUCUGAAAAAAUCGGCGCAUAAGCGCACCGGUUUCAAGAGAAAUACCCGUCGAUCAGAACUAUUUGGUUCUGACGAUGAAGACAAACUAACCACGUCGAGGGAACCUGCAUCGGUGAAGACGGAAGAUGAUGCCAACCACAGUGUGGACAACAUAUUCGGCGAAGAAUCACCGUCCAAACCGUUUGAUACUAGUAGUAUUGAAAUUCCGGAUUCCACUUCUACUGGAACAGAUGGUGAUGGAAGUCAGCGCUCAAAAUUACCCCGUAAAACUAAGGACGGCAUCAAAGACUAUCGGGAUACGCUUAUGGCCAAACCAGAAAAAAAUCCAUUCUCACUGCAUCGCGAAAAAAUGAAGUCUAAUCACAACGAUGAUAAAAGUACUCACCGGCGAGAAAAGUCCUCCAAAAGUUCGUCCUCUAAAUUAUCUUCCUCGAAACCCGGCUCUUGCCUUACUUCCCCUUUAACGGGUUGGUUGGAGAAGAAAAAACGUGCGGCAUCUCCGACUUCAUUGAUGGCAUCUCCCCAAGACUCCCAUCAGCAAGAGAACGAUAAUCAUGGCAGCAAACGCCACCGGAAGGACACCAAAGAAAAGGACAAGGAAACCAAACACUUUAAGGAUAAAAAACAGAGAAGUCAGUCACCACAACCGCAACAGGUAGAUUUCGAAAAACUACGUAAGGAAGAGGAAGCCAUGCGUAAGACGAUGGCUAAUCUGGACAAGUUGGACAAGAUGUUACCGGAGGAUAAAUCCGCCCUCGAUGUUCCGGUGCUCGACUGUUGUAUGUUGACGUUGGAAGAAAUUCAAGACUCAUUUGACGAAUUUCGCGAUGAUCUUAGACGCAUUUAUGAUCACUACAAGGACAAAUCGGAACGACAUUGGCAACAAGCGGAAGAGCUUUGCUACUUUACUGAAGUGACCUCGGUUUUCAAUGACGAACAGAAAUACGCCAUGUUGAUGCGAUUGGAGAAUGAAUUCGUACCGGAAGAAUGCCGUGGACAGUAUACUGAAUUCUUCACAUCCACUUUGUCCAUGGAAUGGGCUUUACGGCUGUGGAUGAAAAAAUUUAACUUUAAAAGCCGGCGAGCAGCGCUAGACCGUAUUCAGCUGCAGGAGGAAGCCAACCCGCUGGAACUAACUCCGACAUUCCUGGCCUCGCUGACGGUGAGUACAAAGAAAAAACGAUGAAACGAACCUGUUCCCUGGCUUGUGCUGUGCCUUUUGUCCGCUGAGUGACGAAACAUUCGGUAGCAUUACUUUGUUUUUUUUAAUUGUUUUAGACAAUCACGAUUUCUUUUUGUCAAAUAUCGUUUAGUAUCUGUAGAAUAAAAAGAUUUGCUUUUUUAAACAAAAAUAAUGAAAAAAUUUUGGCUUACGAAUGAGUUAAGAUUGCAUAAGGUUUAAAAUGGUACGUGAUGACACGUCCAUGUACAUUUUCAUUUACUUCAGAUCAUCAUGUACUCGGCACUUUUCUCUAUUGGGUAACUAGGUUGGGGUGUUAAAAAAAACUAUGUGUUUCGGAACCAGAACCUUUAGGACUGGAAACUUUCACUGUGCAUGCCAGAAACCACCAUGCGAUUUUUUAACUCAUGCGGUUAACAAGGAGUUAAAAUGACGAAAAUUACAAAAAUGACAAAACAUGGCAAAAACAACAAAAAUGUCGAAGAAAAGGUGACAAAAAUGGCAAAAGUUAAAAUAAAUGA
This is a messenger RNA of Uranotaenia lowii, 2639 nucleotides long. RefSeq lists its product as uncharacterized. Bases 151 to 2124 code for a protein of 657 amino acids. The transcript has 5 exons. Lineage: Eukaryota; Metazoa; Arthropoda; Insecta; Diptera; Culicidae. The record is from RefSeq and is a predicted model, not a curated record.